UACAUGAUUUGUGUGGCAUUCGUCUCGACGGUGGUGUUUUUGAGCGUGAUUACGCGAUUGAUUGGACAACAAAUCGGGACACAAAGUAACAUUCGAGUUGUCACUCGGAAUGUCUGGUACAGUUUUGCUAUCCUUACGGCUCAAGGUGAUUGGCGGGUUGUUUGAAGUUCGAAAAAUCCUUUUUAUAAUUUUCCAUUGCAUUUGAUGAACCUAGGCGGAUAUUUCCCGUCCAAUCGUUUGCCUCUUCGUGUACUGGCCGGUUCCUGGUGCCUGAUUGCCGUCGUCCUCGUCUACGCUUACAACAGCACGCUCAUCUCCUACGUUUCUUUGCCCACCCAUCAGCCGAUCGUCAACACUUUCGAGGAUCUGGCGGCCAGUAAGACCCUCCGUGUCACCACGCAAAGAGGCAGCCUAUCCGCCGAAAUCAUUUUGAAUUCCAAAUCAGGAGCGUUGAAAACACUGGGCGAUUCGCUCAGACGCCAUCCGGAAGAUCUUCUCCUGACGUUGCCUGGACAAUUUGACAGAAUUUUGCACUCUGGCUGCUGCGCUUACGUUGAAGUUAGGAGACUUGGAGAGUUACUUGUGCACAAGAGUAUGCUGGAACAUCAAGGCCAAUGCAAAUUGACCAUCGGAAAAAAUCUGGAUUACACCCAAGUUUGGAGUUUCGGCGUAGCUAAAAACUUCCCUUAUCUUUCCAACAUCAACAUGGGGAUACAACUGAUGCGCCAAAGUGGCCUGAUAACUCGAAUCGGAAAGACUUACUUGAAGCCAAUCGACAAGUGUUUGGCAAGAGAGGCCGGCCACAAUAAGCCGAACAAGAUCAGCCAGUUGACACUUUCCGAUUUGGCUGAUGUGUUUACGAUGAUUUUCGGCCUGGGCUGCCUGCUGUCGGCCUUGGCGUUUCUCCUGGAAAUGCUCAUGUCGUCAAUCGGCUUCAGGGUGGCUAAUGGCGCCGAACCGGGAAUCAUCAUUAUAUGACUGUCAUACCUUUAUAAUCAGUCCAUCCAAAUUGACACGUAAUCUGCAAAUGUCUUUUAUUUAAAAGAAAAAAAAAAUUUUUGAUUUAAUUCACCGGAACCCAAAUGGGAAAUGCGGAUGGGCAUGAAAUAAUUUGCAUAUACGUUGGUAAAUAAUUAUCCCUUGAGACAUUGAUUUGUCAUUUCAGUUUCUAUAGCCGCUUGCAUAAAUUUU
This is a messenger RNA of Daphnia pulex (common water flea), 1191 nucleotides long. RefSeq lists its product as uncharacterized. The record is from RefSeq and is a predicted model, not a curated record. Gene Ontology annotation, molecular function: ligand-gated monoatomic ion channel activity. The transcript has 4 exons. Bases 205 to 978 code for a protein of 257 amino acids. NCBI's taxonomy places the organism in Eukaryota, Metazoa, Arthropoda, Branchiopoda, Diplostraca, Daphniidae. Gene Ontology annotation, cellular component: membrane.